This is a messenger RNA of Triticum dicoccoides, 884 nucleotides long. RefSeq lists its product as uncharacterized. The record is from RefSeq and is a predicted model, not a curated record. Lineage: Eukaryota; Viridiplantae; Streptophyta; Magnoliopsida; Poales; Poaceae. The transcript has a single exon. The coding region runs from base 74 to 739 and encodes 221 amino acids.
UUUGCACUUGCUCACAGAGUCAUACGGAGUCACCGCACACGUACCAUACCAGCACGUCGUCACAAGGGAAGAAAUGGGCUCGUGCGCCUCGCGCUCGCCGGCGUCGGUAGUGGCGGCGGGGUCCGGGCGGGCAGUGGCCACCAAGACGGCGAAGGUGAUUGGCCUGGACGGCUCCAUGGCGCAGUACGUGGCGCCGGUCACGGCGCGCCAGGCACUGGUUGACGCCGCCCGCGCGUGGAGCUUCCUGUGCAGCUCCGACGAGCUCCGCCUCGAUGCGCCCGCCCGCGCGCUGGCCGAGGACGAGGCGCUUCAGCCCGGGUGGCUCUACUUCGUGCUGCCAGUGUCUAUGCUCCGUCGGCCGCUCUCGGGGCAGGAGAUGACCGCCCUCGCCGUCAGGGCCAGCUCGGCGCUGGCCGUGGCGAGCGGCAUCUCGUCCCCCACGCGCGGCAAGAACGGAGCCGCGCUGGCUGGCGCCAACAGCAAGCGACGCAAGGUGGCGGCUCGAGUGGCACCUCUCGCUCACGAUGACGAUGUCGCGGAGCGGGACGGUGGAUGGGACCAACACCUUGCGUACGGCAAAUACGGUGGCGUGCGCAAGAGGGUGCUGGCCGCCGGCGAUGUGGCGGCUGGGAAGGCGAGGAGAGGAGAUGGUUACGGUGGAAGGCGCAGCAGCCGCCAUCGUCGUCGUCGUGCAGGCGUGCGAAGGUUGAGCGCGAUUUUGGAGGCCGAUGACUUCUGAGUUCAACGAUUUUCGGGACUGGUUAAUUUAAUUCCGUUAUUAGUUAGUUGGUUCUGUCCGUCGAUCGACCCGAUCGGCCCAUGUAUAUACCGGAAACAACAAUUUUUUGAUGUUUUUCGACAUGCAACUCAUAUAUAGAGACGGU